AUGGCAGGGGCUCUGCUCGGUGCUCUGCUCCUCUUAGGGCUCCUCGGCAGAGGUGAGGGGAAGAAUGAGGAACUGCAGCUGUAUCACCAUCUCUUCGACAAUUAUGACCGAGAAAGUCGGCCAGUGAGAGGGCCUGGGGAUACUGUCACCAUCUCUCUCAAGGUCACUCUGACCAACCUCAUCUCACUGAAUGAGAAAGAGGAGACUCUCACUACCAGCGUCUGGAUUGGAAUCGAGUGGCACGAUUACCGACUCAACUUCAGCAAGGAGGACUUUGGGGGCAUAAAAAUCCUGCGAGUCCCUUCAGAACGCGUAUGGCUCCCAGAGAUUGUGCUGGAAAACAAUAUUGACGGCCAGUUCGAUGUGGCCUACGCCUGCAACGUGCUGGUGUACGAGGGCGGCUCCGUGAGCUGGCUGCCCCCGGCCAUCUACCGCAGUACCUGCGCCGUGGAGGUCACCUACUUCCCCUUCGACUGGCAGAACUGCUCGCUCAUCUUCCGCUCCCAGACGUACAAUGCCGAAGAGGUGGAGUUCACCUUUGCCGUGGACGACUCUGGCCAGACCAUCAACAAGCUCGACAUCGACACUGAGGCCUAUACCGAGAACGGCGAGUGGGCCAUUGACUUCUGCCCUGGGGUGAUCCGCCGCCACCACGGGGUCUCCGCCGGCCGCCCGGGGGAAACUGACGUCAUCUACUCGCUCAUCAUCCGACGGAAGCCGCUCUUCUACGUCAUCAACAUCAUCGUGCCCUGUGUGCUCAUCUCGGGCCUGGUGCUGCUCGCCUACUUCCUGCCGCCGCAGGCCGGCGGCCAGAAAUGCACCGUCUCCAUCAACGUCCUGCUCGCCCAGACCGUCUUCUUGUUCCUAAUUGCCCAGAAAAUCCCUGAGACUUCUCUGAGCGUGCCGCUGCUGGGCAGGUACCUCAUUUUCGUCAUGGUGGUGGCCACGCUCAUUGUCAUGAACUGCGUCAUCGUGCUCAACGUGUCUUUGCGGACGCCCACCACUCACGCCAUGUCCCCGCGGCUGCGCCACGUUUUCUUGGAGUUGCUGCCGCGCCUCCUGGGUUCGGGCCAGGCCGCCGAGGCGCCCCCGGCAGCCGCGUCCCCUAGGCGGGCGUCGUCGGUGCGCUUAUUGCUCCGCGCGGAGGAGCUGAUACUGAAAAAGCCGCGGAGCGAGCUCGUGUUUGAGGGGCAGAGGCACCGGCACGCGGCCUGGACGGCUGCCCUCUGCCAGAGCCUGGGCGCCGCCGCCCCCGAGAUCCGCUGCUGUGUGGAUGCCGUGAACUUCGUGGCCGAGAGCACGCGAGGCCAGGAGGCCACCGGCGAGGAGGUGUCCGAGUGGGUGCGCAUGGGGAAUGCCCUUAACAACAUCUGCUUCUGGGCUGCUCUGGUGCUUUUCAGCGUGGGCUCCAUCCUCAUCUUUCUCGGGGGCUACUUAAAUCAAGUGCCUGUCCUCCCCUUCCCACCGUGCAUCCAAUCUGGGCCUGCACCGACUUCCCCACCCAUGUCCAGCAGGAGAUAGAUUUUGAAAAUAGCUGCUGCCACGACUGUAUUAUGAUUCUUUCUUGCUGCUGAGAAAUUUAUCUUUUGUGAGUUUCCCAAGAGGAAUGCUGUAUGCCCAAUUGUGUAGGUCUGGCCUCAGUUCAGGGGUCAGUAGACGAGGGCAGAUGGUUCAAACAAGCUCUUACGUGCCAAUCCUGCCCUCAAAUCAGCCUUGCUGACCUCCAGCUUUUCUCAAGCCCAGCCCCCCAUUACUCCAGAGGCCUAUGAGCUUCUAAGCUAUCUCUGUCUAUUUGAUAGUCAAACAGGAGAUUCCUUUGCAGGACUUGCACACAGGGAGGCUGGUGCCAGGAAGCCUGGCCCUGCUGAAGUGGGCGGCGACCAAAUACCCUUAGUGCAGGUGGCCCCUCUCAGUAAUUUCUUCCAGGUUUUCUUGGCCCAGCACUGCCCACCCUACCCCCAUGAGAUUCACUCAGUGCAGAUCACACCCUGUUCUGCCCCUUUCAUCCCAACUCUGCAGGGUCUCUCUGCCUAGUAUUUCAGAUUGUGAGAAAAAAAAAAAAGAAUAAAAUGGGGCCUGAA
Messenger RNA from Carlito syrichta (Philippine tarsier), 2081 nucleotides. It is a transcript of the gene CHRNE, whose product is annotated as cholinergic receptor nicotinic epsilon subunit. NCBI's taxonomy places the organism in Eukaryota, Metazoa, Chordata, Mammalia, Primates, Tarsiidae. Gene Ontology annotation, cellular component: postsynaptic membrane; neuron projection; synapse. Gene Ontology annotation, biological process: regulation of membrane potential; chemical synaptic transmission; nervous system process. The coding region runs from base 1 to 1521 and encodes 506 amino acids. The record is from RefSeq and is a predicted model, not a curated record. The transcript has 12 exons. Gene Ontology annotation, molecular function: acetylcholine-gated monoatomic cation-selective channel activity; transmembrane signaling receptor activity.